Molecule: messenger RNA, 1887 nt
Organism: Didymosphaeria variabile
Lineage: Eukaryota; Fungi; Ascomycota; Dothideomycetes; Pleosporales; Didymosphaeriaceae
Exons: 1
Coding region: 1-1887 (628 amino acids)
Biological process (GO): sucrose catabolic process
Molecular function (GO): sucrose alpha-glucosidase activity
Source: RefSeq, a predicted model, not a curated record
AUGAAGGUCGCUGGUUCAAUCGUGUUGCCGGCAGCAGCAGUACUAGCCGCCAAUCCCAUCUUCCCUCGUCAGAACAAUGCGACCAGCCCAGACUACAACUCUGCACCGCCCAAUCUAACAACCUUGGCGAACGCUUCACUGCUUGAAACAUGGAGGCCUCGAGCUCACGUACUGCCGGCAUAUGGUCAGAUUGGUGACCCAUGUAUGCACUACACAGAUCCUUCAACAGGUCUCUUCCACGUCGGUUACCUACAUCUAGGCGCCUCUGGAGCAACGACUUCCGACUUGGUCACAUAUACUGAUCUCAAUGCCAACUCGGAACCUUUCAUCCGAGCAGGCGGGAUCAACGAUCAAGUUGCUGUGUUUGACGGAAGUGUUAUCGAAAAAGGCAUCAACGGGACGCCAACGCUACUAUACACGAGCGUAAAUUACCUCCCGAUUCAAUGGACCAUUCAGUAUACCAAGGGAAGUGAAACACAGUCGCUUGCCGUCGCGACAGAUGGUGGACGCAACUUCACCAAGCUCGAGCAUGGACCGGUCAUCCCAAGUCCGCCUUUCGCAUACAAUGUGACAGGUUUCCGCGAUCCUUUUGUGUUCCAAAACCCCAGCUUUGAUCGGCUGCUAGAGAGCAGUAACGGUACCUGGUACACCAUCAUCUCUGGAGGAAUUCAUGGAGAAGGCCCAAGCCUGUUCCUCUACAGGCAGUAUGAGCAGGACCCGCAGUUUGAGACCUGGGAGUUCCUCGGCCAAUGGUGGAGUGAGGACGCAAACUCGACAUGGACUGAAGCUGGCUGGGCUGGACGAUGGGGCUUCAACUUUGAGGUCGGGAACUUGUUCGCUCUGGAUUCCGAUGGAUACAAUGCAGAAGGCGAGAUUUUUGUCACACUUGGUGCUGAAUGGUCAUACACGCCGAUAGUACCGCAGGUAUCCGACAACAGGGAGAUGCUAUGGGCCUCGGGGACGCAUAAAUUUGUCGACGGCAAGCUGCAGUUUGUGCCAUCCAUGGCAGGAAGACUGGAUGCAGGACGCUCUGCCUACGCAGCCGCUGGGAAGCACCUGCCAGCUUCCUCCCAGGCCAGCCAAAACAGCGGCGCUUCAGAUCGUUUCAUUUCCUACCUGUGGUUGACGGGCGACUUUUAUGGCACGCUGGACUUCCCAACUCCGCAGCAAAACUGGACCGGCUCGCUGUUACUGCCUAGAGAGCUCAGUGUGGGGUCCAUCAACGUUGCCGACAAUGCGCUGGCGUGGGAGAAGGGCUCUUGGAGGGUAGCAUCGCAGCAUGAUAACGGCACACUCACGCUUGCAACCCUCAGGCAGCAGAUCGCGAGAGAGCCUCUCGCGGCUUUCCAGCAAAACGCUACAAACACUACUACGCAGUCUGGAGGCAUUAUUUCGUCAAGCCAAUCUUUUGACCAGAGUCCCAAGUCAAAGCACUACCUGCUCACCGCCUCGAUCUCCUUCUCUUCUCGGACGAACGAGAACCUCAAAGCCGGCUUCUCCAUUCUCUCAGGACCCAACGAGCACACGAACAUUUACUACCAAUUCUCCAACGAGAGUCUUGUCAUCGAUCGCUCGAAUAGCUCGGCUGCAGCUUCUACGACUCCUGGUAUCAACACGGACAACGAAUCCGGAAAACUACGUUUAUUCGACGUUCCAAGCGCGAACGGAACCAGCAUUGAGACUCUGAACCUCACCAUCGUAGUCGACGGUGGCGUUGUUGAAGUCCACGCCAACGAUCGAUUUGCGGCGAGCACAUGGGUGUGGAGUUGGUUCGAGGAUAGCAGAGACGUGGGUUUCUUCGUCGAGGGUGGCGAGGCUGAGUUUGGCGAAGUAAAGAUCUGGGAAGGUCUGGUUGAUGCCUGGCCAGGUAGGAAUGGAACGUCGUAG